Trypanosoma theileri is the source of this 681-nucleotide messenger RNA. Its product is annotated as putative U3 small nucleolar ribonucleoprotein IMP3. Gene Ontology annotation, biological process: rRNA processing. Bases 1 to 681 code for a protein of 226 amino acids. The transcript has a single exon. Gene Ontology annotation, molecular function: rRNA binding; snoRNA binding; structural constituent of ribosome. Gene Ontology annotation, cellular component: small-subunit processome; small ribosomal subunit; Mpp10 complex. The record is from RefSeq and is a predicted model, not a curated record. NCBI's taxonomy places the organism in Eukaryota, Euglenozoa, Kinetoplastea, Trypanosomatida, Trypanosomatidae.
AUGGUUAGGGAUACGGCACAACAUGCCUCUGUGGUCAAGAACAGACUCUCCAAGAGUGCAGUAAAGGAGCAGGAGGCAGCUGUUAAACGUAGUAAGCGUAGUAAAUUUACACCUGCUUCAGCUCACAGCAAAGGUAACCCCAUUCACCGACCUCUUAAGUAUCAUGAGAAGAAACUACUUCGAAAACAUGACUUUAUGCAGUAUCCACAAGAUAACUGGCAUGAACCUUUUUGUAUCACAAAAUACCAUUUGGAAGAUCGUGAAGAUUAUCGCCGGUACAUGCGUUUAGUGGGCCUCAUCCGACAACUCCUGGCACAUCUUCGUUAUUUACCAUCCGAUAGUAAAGUGAGAAUAGAGGUGACACAACAACUGUUAGACAAACUAUUUUCUAUGGGCUUAAUAAACGAGAAACUUGGUUUGUCUGAAGUAGACAAGGUUGGUGUAGAGGUCUUCUGCAAGCGACGGUUACCCACUGUUCUACGGGAUUUAAGUAUGGCUCCAAAUUGUAAACUCGCCGCAGACUUGGUUCACCACGGACACGUGCGAGUUGGGACGACACAAGUUCGGGAUCCUGCCUUCCUUGUUCCGAAGGGCCUGGAAGAUCUCAUUACAUGGAUGCCGGGAUCAAAGAUUAAGCAGCAUGUGGAUUCGUUUAACGUUCAACGCGAUGACUAUGAGUAA